Theobroma cacao (cacao) is the source of this 1108-nucleotide messenger RNA. RefSeq names its product Polynucleotidyl transferase, ribonuclease H-like superfamily protein. Gene Ontology annotation, biological process: rRNA 5'-end processing. The record is from RefSeq and is a predicted model, not a curated record. Lineage: Eukaryota; Viridiplantae; Streptophyta; Magnoliopsida; Malvales; Malvaceae.
AUUCAGUUUGAUUUUACCUCUAAUAAAGAACUAUUUGUACUUGUAAUCUGAACAUACGAGAUGACUUAUCCAACCUCGUACUGAUCAGCUUUGAUGUUGGAAAACUCGAAGCUCUACCUGUUUAGUCUUAUCUCUAAUGUGUUCACUGCAACUGCAAUCACAGCCGGUCCUCAAUCUAUCCAGAACCAACUCUUACCCAACCCUCUCUAAAUCCCCAUCUUCUCUUCCCUUUUUCUCAACGUCAACCUGUAUUUUCAAGCUGAAAUUCAGGGCCUCGUCGUCUCCUGUCCAAGAAUUUCCCCCGAAUGCCCUUCGCCGGAAGAGCAAUCCCCAAUGGAGAGGAGGGUUCAGUCUAGGGGUAGACUUGGGAUUGUCCCGCACCGGCCUUGCCCUUAGCAAAGGUUUCUCUGUUCGUCCUCUCACGGUUUUGAAAUUGAGAGGACAAAAGCUUGAGCUACAGCUGCUCGAGAUAGCAGAAAAUGAGGAGGCUGAUGAAUUCAUAAUUGGGCUUCCUAAAUCUUGGGAUGGAAAGGAGACUCCUCAAUCCAACAAAGUUCGCAGCCUUGCAGGAAGGCUAGCUGUUCGAGCUGCGGAGAGGCGUUGGAGAGUGUAUCUGCAAGAUGAACAUGGAACAUCCACAGACGCUGCAUACCGAAUGAUUAACUUGGGUCUUAGCAAGUCUGUUCGCCAGAAAAGCUCUGAUGCUUAUGCUGCUGUGAUAUUACUAGAGAGAUACUUUGCCAUGUCUGGUGAGGACAUCGAAAUUGUUUUGCCAAAGCAGAUGGAUUUGCAAGAAAAACUUAGAAGGGGUGCACCACUAGACAUGGAUUUUUCCUGAGAUGAAUUUGUGGGUUGACAGGUUAACAAAAUCCUUGUUUUCUGCUUCUUGGCAAGUGACGCCGGUAACAGUUUUGUACAGACAAAGAGAUUGGAAGUCUUAUUCACUUGAACUGAUUCUUGUUUUUAGAUGUAGAGUUGAAGAACUAUAGGAUAGGAGUCCUUCACAAUUUCUAAUGUCUGUGCCUGAUAUCUGUAUAUCCUGGCAUGUAAUUCCAGCUGCUUUUUAUAACCAUAUUGGCAAAGAAAAUCCCGAGUGGUCUCUUCUUCU